GGAAAAGGAAAUACAACAUAACCAACGUGAGAGAAAAUUGGAGAAGAUCCGAAUUCGUAAGUAGGUGAAACGAGUAUAUCAGCAACGGCAAACUUUUCAAAUUCAUUCUUAUUGAACCAUCUACUUUUCUAUUUAUUAUAAUACAUUUUUUUAUUACUUUAUUGAAUAUUAAACUAUUAUUAUUUGAAACCCGGUACCCACCAUUAUUUAAACAACUUAUCAGUAAUUAAAGGAUAUAGAGCUUGAGCGUGGGUUUCUUUCUAGUUCUAGCUAGUGAAUUGAAAUGGGAAAGUUUUGGCUUAUUGGGAUUUUCAUUGUUGCAACCUAUGCCUGUAAUUUUCUAGGAACAAGGGUAGUAGUAGAAGGGUACCCAAUUGAGGAUCUGAUUGUUAGUCUACCAGGACAACCUAAAGUUAAAUUCAGUCAAUAUGCUGGCUAUAUUGAUAUUGAUGUAAAACAUGGUAGAAGUCUUUUCUAUUAUUUUGUUGAGGCUGACCAUCAACCUCAUCAAAAACCACUCACCCUUUGGCUUAAUGGAGGUCCUGGAUGUUCAUCCAUUGGAGGAGGUGCCUUUACUGAAUUGGGUCCGUUUUUUCCUAAUGGUGAUGGACGCGGUCUACGAAAGAAUUCAAUGUCUUGGAAUAGAGCUUCGAAUCUCCUCUUUGUCGAGUCUCCUGCUGGAGUUGGUUGGUCAUACUCAAAUACAGCUUCUGAUUAUAACAUCGGUGACGCCUCCACAGCCAAUGAUAUGCUGUUGUUCUUCCUGAAAUGGUAUGAGAAGUUUCCUACCUACAGAUCAAGAGAGUUGUUUCUUACCGGAGAAAGCUAUGCAGGACAUUACAUACCUCAGUUGGCUAAUGCUAUUCUUGAUUAUAAUGCUCAUUCAACCGGUUACAAAUUCAAAUUGAAAGGAGUUGCUAUUGGAAACCCACUUUUGAAUCUCGAUCGUGAUGCACAAGCAACAUAUGACUACUUCUGGUCACACGGAAUGAUUUCGGAUGAAAUUGGCCUUGCCAUUACGAAGGAUUGCGAUUUCGAUGAUUAUACUUUUACAAAUCCUCAUAAUGUAUCUGAAUCAUGCUACAAUGCAACCAGCGAUGCUUAUAAAAUUGUUGGAGAUUAUAUAAACAACUACGAUGUGAUUCUCGAUGUUUGUUAUCCAUCUAUUGUUGAACAAGAAUUGAGAUUGAAAAAGAUGGCUACUAAAAUAAGUGUAGGGGUAGAUGUCUGUAUGAGUUAUGAAAGACGUUUUUACUUUAACCUUCCGGAGGUUCAAAAGGCUCUUCAUGCAAACCGUACCAAUUUGCCGUAUCCAUGGUCCAUGUGCAGCGGUGUUUUAAAUUACAGUGAUACCGAUCCUAACAUUAAUAUGCUUCCAAUUCUCAAACGGAUUGUUCAAAACCAUAUUCCAGUAUGGGUUUUCAGUGGAGACCAAGAUUCUGUUGUGCCAUUACUUGGUUCUAGAACACUCAUCCGUGAACUAGCGCACGACCUGAAGUUCAAGAUUACAGUCCCAUAUGGUGCUUGGUUCCACAAAGGCCAGGUUGGAGGUUGGGUAACCGAGUACGGAAAUUUGUUAACUUUCGCCACCGUAAGAGGAGCAGCGCACAUGGUACCAUAUGCACAACCUUCUAGAGCACUGCAUCUAUUCAGUUCCUUUGUGAACGGUAGGAGAUUGCCGAACACAACUCGUCCGUCAGUUGGUGGAUGAAUUAUAUUUGAAUAACAAAUGGGAUGAUGAAUCUGUAAACUAUAAAUAACAUUUGAAAAUAGCAGAUUCUAUAGUCCAAUUGAUUCUUACAUGAUAUAACAUUUGAAAAAGGAAUUUAUUAAGAAGUGUUUCUUUUUAGGCCAUUUAGCAAAUUGUAUGGAAAAGAAAUUCAUAAAGGGAAGUGGGACAAGAAAUUAUUCCAUUCUUUUUCAUUUUUUA
Molecule: messenger RNA, 1930 nt
Organism: Trifolium pratense (red clover)
Lineage: Eukaryota; Viridiplantae; Streptophyta; Magnoliopsida; Fabales; Fabaceae
Product: serine carboxypeptidase-like 42
Exons: 10
Coding region: 284-1711 (475 amino acids)
Biological process (GO): proteolysis
Molecular function (GO): serine-type carboxypeptidase activity
Source: RefSeq, a predicted model, not a curated record